UCUCGAACUCUCUUUCUUCACUUUCCUCCCUCAUCACAAAGCAAAGCACAAGACCUCUCUCAUCAAUGGAGCGUUCCGCUUGGCCUAAGAGCCUCUCCUCCAGCCGCAAGCGCGAGAUCCAGGAGCUCUGUGGCCAAAAUCCCAAGAAGCUCAGAGAUGCCUUCGACGCUCACUCUCAAACUGGCGAUGACCCACGGCAGCCCUUGUUUGCGGGAGAUCGGAUCGUCCGCGUCCUCGGGUCGUUCAGCAACAACACCCAAUCCCUAUCGAGCGGGGCUGAGUUCUAUGAGGGCUUCCAGGUCCCGAGCAACGCCUUUGUCAGUUCUGAAAUCUCCGAGGGAAGUGAGAGCUUCAGGUCUCCGGUAGAGAGCGUCAAGACCCCCGUCCGGAGACUCCAGAGGUCUCCGGUAUCCAUCUUGUGUGAGCAGUCGCUACUGGAGACUGCGACGGCGAUACACGAGGGCAGAGUAGACGUGGCUUCGGAGAUCCUGAGACGCUUGUCUGCCGUGCCGAACCCCAUGAGAACUUCAAAGCAGAAAUUGAUGGGAUACAUGUUGUCUGCGCUUAAAUCGCGCGUGAGCCCAGUCGAUUACCCCCCUCCCGUGGCGGAGUUGUUCACCGAGGAACAUGUGUUGUCGGUUCGGUCACUUUACGAUCUGUCUCCUUGUUUUAAGCUCGCUUUCAUGGCUGCCAAUAACGCGAUUUUGGAGGCAGCAUCGGAGCAACCCUCCACUAACAAGCUCCAUGUAAUUGACUUCGAUAUUGGUUGGGAAGGACAGUACGACAAUCUCCUUGCCGCGCUGCCCAUGCUUCAGGCGCGCAAUCAAUCCACACUCAAGAUCACGAUGCUCGCAGAUAGCAUCAACGGUGUGGAGAGGCUCAGGAUGCUUGGGGAUCGACUGAGUUUACUCGCAGCCGACGCAAGAUUUAGGUUAGUAUUCAACAUCGUGAGCCAGAAGCUGAGCGAGUUGAGCCGCGACUCGCUGGGCUGCGAGUCCGACGAGGUGCUGGCGGUGAACUUGGCGUUCAAGCUGUACAGAAUGCCGGACGAGAGCGUGUCCGCGGAGAACACGCGCGACGAGCUCCUCUGGCGCGUGAAGGCGCUGGCGCCGCAGGUGGUGACGCUGUUGGAGCAGGAUAUGAACAGGAACACGGCGCCAUUCCCGGUGCUCGUGGAGGAGGCGCUGGCGUACUACGGGGCGCUGCUCGAGUCGUUCGAGUACACAAUGCCGUGGGAGAGCUCGGAGCGAGCGAGGGCAGAGGAGGGGCUGAGUCGGAAAUUGGGGAACUCGGUUGCUUGCGAGGGUAGGGACCGGGUUGAAAGAUGCGAGGUGUUCGGGAAGUGGAGGGCCCGCAUGGGGAUGGCUGGGUUCCAGUUGAAGCCUUUGGGUCGACACAUGCCCGACUCAUUGAUGGCGUUGCUCCACUGUUUGGUGUGGAACUCGGACCCGAUUGUCAAUGUGAAAGAAGAGAAUGGCGGGUUUUGCUUCGGCUGGCGCAGCCGAACUCUCGUCGUAGCAUCCACUUGGUGUUAACCAAAUUGAUAUAUGUACGUAUAUGU
Molecule: messenger RNA, 1561 nt
Organism: Eucalyptus grandis
Lineage: Eukaryota; Viridiplantae; Streptophyta; Magnoliopsida; Myrtales; Myrtaceae
Product: scarecrow-like protein 8
Exons: 1
Coding region: 66-1535 (489 amino acids)
Biological process (GO): regulation of DNA-templated transcription
Cellular component (GO): nucleus
Molecular function (GO): sequence-specific DNA binding; DNA-binding transcription factor activity
Source: RefSeq, a predicted model, not a curated record